Molecule: messenger RNA, 1059 nt
Organism: Hevea brasiliensis (rubber tree)
Lineage: Eukaryota; Viridiplantae; Streptophyta; Magnoliopsida; Malpighiales; Euphorbiaceae
Product: YTH domain-containing protein ECT4-like
Exons: 6
Coding region: 1-1059 (352 amino acids)
Biological process (GO): mRNA destabilization
Cellular component (GO): cytoplasm
Molecular function (GO): mRNA binding
Source: RefSeq, a predicted model, not a curated record
AUGGCUGAAUCUGUUCCUACAGGAUUGAAGUUGGAGUCCAUUAGGAAAUUGGCUGGGCAUGAUGUGGCUUCUGGAAAAGAUGGAUUACCAUGUGGCUCAACAUCAUCAGUUGCUUUUCACGGGAUGCUACUUCUAAUACCAAAGAUUAUAAUGGAUCCUUCACACAAUUGGAUGAUCAUGGUUAUUUUCAAGCACAUGGAUCUCAUAUGUGUAUCGGUUGAUCACAUCAGGGAUGCAAUCAGACAAUGGAUCACUAGUCUAUUAUUUACCUGCUAUAAUCCAUAUGCUUCUGGGGCAGUGGUUGGGGUAGAUGGGCAAAGUGUUGGUCAACAAGCAUAUUUUUCUUCACCUGGAUACCUUCCACAUCCUGUUUUCUAUGGAUCAGAAGCCAUGCCUUGCUAUUCAUGGGAUUCAGCAUAUUUUAGUGAUGUCUCAAAUGGCAAUACUGGUUCUCAAAAUGGAAAAUAUGGAUCAGCUUCCACUUUUGCCAAGUCCAGUGUUUUUAACUCUUUGAAGUCUAAUGACAAUACCGCUGGCAAAUCCUCUAAGUCUACAAAUACACAAGCAAUCAGACCUUUAAACAAGGUGUCUGCAUUGGGUUCUGAUUUCUCAGCAGGUCUCUCGAAAGGAUACCAUCCUGUAGGAAAUUUGCCUCCUUUUUCUAUCCAAAAACAUGGUCCAUUCCCGCAUAAUUGUCUUAUGACCUAUAGACAGAACGGAAGGAUAUGGAAUGGAAAUGAUAGAAAUAAAUCUGGAGACAGAUUCUAUAAAAACAGUGAUUUUGAAACCUCAAAUGAACUAACUUCUGGUCCUAGGGGCUCUAACAAAUUUCCUUCUCUGGAGACUGCUGUCAAGGAAGACUUGGGAAUCACUGUACAAAGAGAUCAGUAUAACAAACCAGAUUUUGAAACUAAGUACGCAGAUGCUAAGUUCUAUGUUAUCAAAUCUUACAAUGAAGAUGACAUUCAUAAGAGCAUUAAAUAUGAUGUAUGGGCAAGCACUCCAAAUGGAAAUAAGAAGUUAGAUGCAGCAUUCCGUGAAGCAGAACAGAGAUCUUGA